Messenger RNA from Corythoichthys intestinalis (scribbled pipefish), 2630 nucleotides. RefSeq names its product vitamin D 25-hydroxylase (gene cyp2r1). Gene Ontology annotation, cellular component: cytoplasm; intracellular membrane-bounded organelle. The coding region runs from base 46 to 1590 and encodes 514 amino acids. Gene Ontology annotation, biological process: xenobiotic metabolic process. Lineage: Eukaryota; Metazoa; Chordata; Actinopteri; Syngnathiformes; Syngnathidae. The record is from RefSeq and is a predicted model, not a curated record. Gene Ontology annotation, molecular function: oxidoreductase activity, acting on paired donors, with incorporation or reduction of molecular oxygen, reduced flavin or flavoprotein as one donor, and incorporation of one atom of oxygen; heme binding; iron ion binding. The transcript is spliced from 5 exons.
GCGAACGGGGUACCGCGAAGAGACGGAGCGCACACCCGGGCAACUAUGGUCUCACUUCAGUCGCCGUCUCUGGCGCACAUGUCGCGCGCGCAGGUUGUGAUGGUGGCGUGCGGCGCGGGCUUCGCUUUCCUCGCUGUGCUGCUGCUCCGUCAGCUCGUCAAACAGAGGAGACCCCCGGGAUUCCCCCCCGGGCCAUCUCCCAUCCCUGUCAUUGGGAACAUUAUGUCUCUGGUUACCGAGCCGCACGUUUUCCUCAAGAAGCAGAGUGAAGUUCACGGACAGAUUUUCAGUCUGGACCUCGGCGGCAUCUUGACAGUGGUGCUGAACGGCUACGACUGUGUCAGGGAAUGCCUUUAUCAUCAGAGCGAAGUGUUCGCUGACCGGCCGUCCUUGCCACUCUUCAUGAAGAUGACCAAAAUGGGAGGUCUUCUCAACUGCAAAUAUGGCAAAAGCUGGAUUGAACACCGCAAAUUGGCGUGCAACUCCUUCAGGUACUUUGGCAGCAGUCAGAGGCUUUUCGAAAGAAAGAUCUCAGAGGAGUGCAUGUUCUUUGUCGACGCCAUUGACGAGCACAAGGGCAAGGCUUUCAACCCCAAACACUUGGUGACCAACGCCGUGUCCAACAUCACCAACCUGAUAAUCUUUGGACAGCGCUUCACGUACGACGACAGCAAUUUCCAACACAUGAUCGAGAUCUUUAGCGAGAACGUGGAGCUGGCGGUGAGCAGCUGGGCUUUCCUGUACAAUGCCUUUCCAUGGAUCGAGUACGUGCCCUUCGGGAAGCAUCAGAAGCUCUUUCGCAAUGCCGCCGAGGUGUACGACUUCCUACUGCGGGUCAUAGAAGGUUUUUCCCAAGGCCGAGUGCCGCACGUGCCGCGGCACUACGUCGACGCCUACUUGGACGAGUUGGAGCAGAACUCGGGAAAAGCCGGCUCAUCCUUCUCGUACGAGAACCUCAUCUACUCAGUGGGGGAGCUCAUUAUUGCUGGCACAGAGACCACAACCAACACUUUGCGUUGGGCCAUGCUCUACAUGGCCCUCUAUCCCAAUAUACAAGAAAGGGCGCACAAAGAGAUCGACAGCGUGUUGGCGAACGGCCGAGCACCGACUUUAGAGGACAAACAGAAGAUGCCCUUCGUGGAAGCUGUCUUGCACGAAAUCCUGCGUUUCUGCAACAUUGUCCCACUGGGCAUUUUUCGCGCUACCUCCCAGGAGGCGCACGUCAACGGCUUCACCAUUCCCAAAGGCACCAUGGUGAUUACCAACCUAUAUUCGGUGCACUUUGAUGAGAAGUACUGGACGGACCCGGGCGUGUUCUCACCGCAGAGAUUCCUGGACAGUAACGGCAACUUUGUGAGACGGGAAGCCUUCCUGCCGUUCUCAUUGGGGAGGCGUCACUGUCUUGGCGAGCAACUGGCCAGAAUGGAGAUGUUUCUCUUUUUCACCACUUUGCUCCAGAGGUUCCACCUUCAGUUCCCUCCAGGAAGCGUUCCCACCGUCGCACCCAAAUUAGGCAUGACCUUGCAACCCAAGCCUUACUCCAUCUGCGCCAUCCGCAGACAGCACAAAGACACUCCUUAUCGCAAGUAGCCUCUAAACAAACCAUUCCAACUACAUCUGGUUCUUCUUCAGACUGAUUCCAUGCACAGGUGCAUAAGACAAUACCACCCGUGAUUUUUUGGGAGGCUUUUUUUUUUUUUAAUGUACUUCCGCACAGACGAGCGAUCAUUUUAUCUGGCAAUAUGCGUGUUUGCACAAUAGACACAAAGCUCGAAACAGACGUGCAUUAUCGAUUGGGUUCCGCGUAGCUCAGGACAUGAUAUGUCUAUGAACCUUGGCGAGCCAGGGGUGUGUUAGGUAUACAUCAAUGAUUGAUACUAAGUACACUCGUGCUGGUUCAUAGCCCUUCCUUCUCAGGGCAGCGUCAGGUCAGACAAACGAAAGCCAUGGUUGGAGCUGCGGGCGCAAAUGACUUUCCAAGAACAUUCCGCACACUGCACGCUGAGCUGGACACGAGCCAGUUUUACAUCAUCUGGACUGACUUUGACACCACCUCCAGGGAGUAGGCUUUUUGGAAAAGCUUUCUCUCGGAAGGCCGACGCAAAAGCUGGUGGAUUUCUCAAAAUCACUUUUCCCACCUCUCAUGGUGCUUUUCAGUACUUUCAAAGUACUUCGUUUAUAUGUUGUCUUUUUUUUUUUUUUUUUUUUAAUACUUGUGUUUUUAUGUUUUCUUGCUUUACAAAACACAUACAUUUUUUGCUUUUAUAAAAUACCUUUUACGAGUGUCCUUCGAUUUUUGUAUAUUACAUAUGCAAUACUUGAAGAAUCAACGGAUUACAAAGAGCCACAGCAUAGUUGAGAGGAAUGACUAUGUUGACAGAAGACUUGAAUUAUUUGUUAGGUCUGUUUAAAUACUUAUAAAAACACAUUAAAAAUGCACACUGAUGUCAAGUGUCUGUAAUUUUUUUGAGUGAUUGAUUGGGUAAUGUCUGACAUUCUCUUAGGUGAGUGCAAAUAUUGUACUGUUAUUCAUAGGGGAAAUUUCACAGCAAUACUAACGCCAAGACAUGAAUAAUAUACAAUAAAAUGUUUGGAAAUCAUACAGUGGCAUAGUUUUUAAAAGGCUUUUU